CUAACCGAAGGAUUACGGAAGUGUCACAGUCAAAAUAGGAAUACAGCAAGGCAACGAGGCAGCUCAUACAACCUAUGAGGGACCGAUAAAAACAACUCCCUGUCUUUCAUCGGUAAUUUCCAAUGUUACAAAUAAUAAAAUAUAAAACUCUUUCAGAAGAAAAAUGGCAGUGAAUGAAUUGGGAGUGCUGGUAUUGGAAUGUGCAUUCCCACUACACCCCUAUAUUUUUGUUGAGUUGGUUGCGCCGUUGUCUGGUUUGCUCAGUACUCUCUCUGCCCCUUGUCGAUCACAGUACUCAUCCGUGUACUUAUAGGCAGACGAACCUGUCCUGUCUGGAAGUGCUGACAUAUCCUAAAAAAAAAAACUCGGACAUUAAGCAAGGAUGAUGUGAAUUACAUGUUACACUUUCAAAUGAUUAACGAGCAACAGGUGGAGGACAUCAGCAUCGACGUUUUCUACAAGCCUCACUCUCUUGACGUUCACUGUGGCUAGUUUGAUUUACUUCGUAUUUUCCAGGUAACCCAAUGACAGUUGAGAGUAGACGGCUCAUUGGACCAGGAGGAUACAGAUGCUGACAACAACCUUCGAGUGGGUCUCCUGUUGGUUGUCUCCUUCCUCAUCAUCAGUGUCCUGGCCUUCCCCAAUGGUACUCACUCAGUCAUUGCCUUGUACUUGACAAUAGCUCAGCCCAGCACCUGGUAGAAAACGUGUGUCUGCAUGGGGUCCAUUCACCCGACCACAUCCUGCGAUUUGGCGCAUGUUAUUUGGUAUAGGGUGUUCUGUACUUCCUGUUCCUGGUCAUCCUCCUCUUCCUGAACUGGGCUCAGGUGAAUAGACUCAUGUACUGGGUGGACCCCAACCUACGCUAUGCUAACCGUGAGGCUGAUAUCAUGGAAUAUGCAGUGAACUGCCAUGUGAUAACCUGGGAGCGUAUCCUGAGCCACUUUGACAUCUUUGUGUUUGGGAAUUUUGCGGGCUGGGCCAUGAAGGCCCUGCUCAUCCGCAGCUACGGCGUCUGCUGGACCAUCAGCAUCACCAGGGAGCUCACCGAGCUGUUCUUCAUGCACCUGCUCCCUAAGUGCUGGUGGGACCAGGUGAUCCUGAACUUCCUGCUUUGUAAUGGAGGGGGCAUCUGGCUGGGCAUGACUGUGUGUCGCUUCCUGGAGAUGCACAUCUACCAAUUGGCCAGCAUCAAGCUUUUCGCACACUCAGCUGGUGCCGGAUCCUCCUCCUUGGAAUCAUCACAGCCCCUACUGUACGACAGUAUUAUGCGUAUCUGACAGACACACAGUGCAAAAGAGUGGGAACACAAUGUUGGAUGUUUGGGACCAUAGCCUUCCUGGAGGCCCUAGCGUGCAUCAAGUUUGGUCAGGAUGUGUUCUCCAAAACACAAGGCCGGUCUCUCUCGCUCUGUGUGUGUGUGUGCACGAACAUGUGUUUACCUUAAAAAUUAUCCCUGCUCCAAUUCUUAUAUCGCAAGUGUCCAUCACACUUCUGUGAAAUCAAACUGUCCACUUAGGAAGCAACACUGAUUGACAAUAAAUUUCACACGCUGUUGUGCAAAUGGAAUAGACAACA
Molecule: messenger RNA, 1578 nt
Organism: Oncorhynchus gorbuscha (pink salmon)
Lineage: Eukaryota; Metazoa; Chordata; Actinopteri; Salmoniformes; Salmonidae
Product: phosphatidylserine synthase 1-like
Exons: 9
Coding region: 840-1280 (146 amino acids)
Biological process (GO): phosphatidylserine biosynthetic process
Molecular function (GO): L-serine-phosphatidylethanolamine phosphatidyltransferase activity
Source: RefSeq, a predicted model, not a curated record